Messenger RNA from Struthio camelus australis, 538 nucleotides. The record is from RefSeq and is a predicted model, not a curated record. NCBI's taxonomy places the organism in Eukaryota, Metazoa, Chordata, Aves, Struthioniformes, Struthionidae.
GACCGCUCCGCCUUCGACACCGACGUGAUUUCCAUGACCCGCCUCGUGAUGGAGGAAGGGCGGCGCGCCAGGGGCACCGGCGAGUUCACCCAGCUCCUCAACUCCCUCUGCACCGCCGUCAAGGCCAUCUCCAGCGCCGUGCGCAAGGCCGGCAUCGCCAACCUCUAUGGAAUUGCUGGUUCUACCAAUGUGACAGGAGACCAAGAAGAGAUAGAUAUCCUCUCCAAUGAUCUGGUGAUUAAUAUGCUCAAGUCAUCCUUCAGCAUAUGUGUUAUUGUGUCAGAAGAAAACAAAGAUGCUAUAAUAGUAGAAGCUGGAAAAAGGGGUAAAUACAUAGUCUGCAUAGACCCUCUAGAUGGCUCAUCUAACAUUGACUGCCUUGUUUUCAUUGAGACCAUCUUUGGCAUCUACAGAAAGGUGUCCCCGAUGAACCUUCUGGGAAAGAUGCUUUACAACCUGGACAUAAUCUCGUGGCAGCUGGUUGUGCUCUCUAUAGGAGUGCCACAAUGCUAGUACUGGCUACUUCUGCUGGAGGUGU